Messenger RNA from Truncatella angustata, 576 nucleotides. RefSeq lists its product as uncharacterized. The transcript is spliced from 3 exons. The coding region runs from base 1 to 576 and encodes 191 amino acids. The record is from RefSeq and is a predicted model, not a curated record. Lineage: Eukaryota; Fungi; Ascomycota; Sordariomycetes; Amphisphaeriales; Sporocadaceae.
AUGUCUGCAACGCUAUCCAGUAAUGGAAGCGAAUCGCUUUUCCAACAGUUUGGAGGAAGAGGAAAUAUCGGCGAGCACAGUUUCCGCGAAUUCUGGCAUGAGCUCGCGCGAAAACAUUCACAGACUGAUCUCACCAAAAUAGCUGAUAAGUUCAUUGCGUUCAAGGGCGUCGUCGAUUCUAUCCAAAGGCCAGUCAAUGACAUGUGCUGGCUGGAUGUGGUCGAGUACUCUGAUUUACGAUCUCUCGUGGUCAAGAAGCUACGAGGAUAUCAUGCAGAAGCCUCGAAGAGAUAUCAUUUCCAAUCUUCACACUACGGGCUGCAGCCAUGCACUUUGCUAGGUCGAAAUGUGGGACAAUAUCAAGAUCUUAUCGGUUUCGGUAUACUUCGCGUCAAAUUCUCCCUCGUUGCCAAUCUAUCACAGCAUUUUCUUGCUCUCAACCUCCCAACCGGUGAAGUUUAUGACUCGGAAAAGCGGGACCAGUUGCUAGUACUCCUAUUAUUUGGAGGCAAUAAUAGUGUGUACGGGAUUCUCAUUGCAAAGACAUAUGGAGUCAAGUAUGAGAUGAUACACUAA